This is a messenger RNA of Aplysia californica (California sea hare), 1148 nucleotides long. RefSeq names its product glycerophosphodiester phosphodiesterase domain-containing protein 5-like. The transcript is spliced from 6 exons. Lineage: Eukaryota; Metazoa; Mollusca; Gastropoda; Aplysiida; Aplysiidae. Bases 504 to 1148 code for a protein of 214 amino acids. Gene Ontology annotation, molecular function: glycerophosphodiester phosphodiesterase activity. Gene Ontology annotation, cellular component: membrane. The record is from RefSeq and is a predicted model, not a curated record.
UUGUGUCAAGAUGGAGGACUGUGUAUCAAGUAAACAUUACAGCUGACAAGGGUCAUAGAGAUGUAUUCCUCUCACCCUCACUGUGGCUGGAUUUUCUAAUACCCAUCUUCAUCACCGGAAAGGUCCUGUAAUAUGUACUGACGGCCUGGAAACAGGAGAGAAACUGCACAAGACUUUUUUAAACACAAAGAAGCAUCUUUGGGUUGACUAGUUAAAUGCUUGUCCAUCUCCAAGUGCCUUAUUUCGAGGAACGGUUUUUCUGGUUACAAGUUUAUGUAAUGAUUAGCACUGCUAAAAGAUUGAUGAGGGCUUCCAUACCGAAUAUUUUUCACAGAUGUCUAUUUUUGGAUGAUCUAGCUACUAUUGAAAGUGUGACGUGAGAAGUUGACUUAUUUCAGAGGUGUGAAAUAGCGGGGAUUACUUCUCCCCUCCGCAUGCUGGCUUCAAAGUUUAUUUAUUGUGUAUUUUGACUCAAGUUUUCAAGGAGUGCUGUAUUCAGUUCCAUGACAAUGAAGGGAAAAAUUGUGACCCACGCAAAGCUGCAAUACUACAGGCACAACUAUUGUCUAGUGUGCAUGACGGGACUGCUGGGGUGCCGAUGGCAUCGCUACCAGCAGUCUACCAGAGACAGCAGGAAGAGAGAUCUUGCCAGUUUCGCUGUUCUUGUCUCCGCCUUCCUCUACACAGUAUUUUUCUUUUACUUUUGGCUUGUCAUCAGCAAUGACAACUACUACAUAACUGUACUGAUGUACCACAAACUGGGCUAUUACAUUCCAUGGUACCCGCUGGCCCUGGGACUCUCAAGCCUUGUGUUCGCUUACCUCACAGUCAUCAUGGCGUUGUGCAUGUGUCACACGUGGCAUGGUCAUCAGCUGUACAGUCAUCCCGUGCACCUGGUCCUGGUGUCGCUGGUGCUGACCGGCUGUGUGGUGGUCAGUGUCCUCCUAUCGAUUUACCUGCCCCGAGAGUGGACGCUGCUCUAUUUGUCCUUACAGCUGUACAGUCAUCCCGUGCACCUGGUCCUGGUGUCGCUGGUGCUGACCGGCUGUGUGGUGGUCAGUGUCCUCCUCUCGAUUUACCUGCCCCGAGAGUGGACGCUGCUCUAUUUGUCCUUACAGGUAGGUGUGGGUCUGCACGUGUGUGCAUGA